Messenger RNA from Xyrauchen texanus (razorback sucker), 1799 nucleotides. RefSeq names its product GTPase IMAP family member 8-like. The coding region runs from base 65 to 1540 and encodes 491 amino acids. The transcript is spliced from 5 exons. Lineage: Eukaryota; Metazoa; Chordata; Actinopteri; Cypriniformes; Catostomidae. The record is from RefSeq and is a predicted model, not a curated record. Gene Ontology annotation, molecular function: GTP binding.
GAACUUCAAAAACGUUCUGGAUGAGUGUGGAAAGAGAAUUUGUGUUCACAACAAGAAACAAAAUAUGAGAGAUGCUGAGCUGUUUAAACAGGUAAUGGAAGAAUGGAAAAGAAUGCAACGGAAGCAAGCACAUGAAUCGAGCAAUGUCACUCAUCAAGCAUCCGGUGAAGAGAAUAUAUAUGAGGAAGUUGAUACCUUUGAUACAAUGGAGGAAAUAACUGAAGUUCCAAAGGCGUCAGAGAAAAACAAAGGGGAGAACGUCCAGUCAUCUGGAGGUGACUACAUGAUCACAGUGGUGCUGCUGGGAAAGAACAGCAAGGAAAAGUGUCUGAUAGGGAACACCAUUCUUGGGAGCGAUCGUUUUCAAACAGAAAAUGUAAUUUGUGAGAAGGCUGAGGGAAACGUAGCUGGUCAGAAGGUCUGUAUUAUUAACACUCCAGACUUAUUCCAUAGACCAAGCUCAGACCAAGAAACUGACAUUGUUGAGGAGAUCCAGCCAUCGUAUCCAGGUCAACGUGUGUUCCUUCUGGUACUGCAGGAUAGCAAGCUCUCAACAGAAGAAAUGGAGAUGUUAACCCAACUGAAGAUGAAGUUUAAACCAAAAAUGUUGGAAAGCACAAUUAUUGUGCUGGUUGACAGUGAAAAAAAUCAGUCUUCAUGUAAAAUGGACCAUCAGGAAAGAAACAACUACAAAACUGUUCUGUUUGUGUGCGAAAACAGAGUUUAUAAUUAUAACAAAGACAUGAAAAAUACAGAGCUGAUCAAACAACUGAUGGGACAUAUGGAAAGCAUGCAGAAGAAUCGUGCAUUUGAACCUGGCAAAGAAAGGUCAUAUGAAAAUAUUCCACCCAGAGAUUUUAUGGAUCUAACGUCAACACAAAUCAGACCAGUAAAUGAGGUGCAUCCGCCGGUAGCCAUGGCUGUCAGGGACUUCAUGAGCAUUGUGCUGCUGGGACAGACAGGAAGUGGGAAGAGUGCCACAGGAAACACCAUCCUUAAAAAGCAACAUUUUGAAUCUUAUGCCAGUUCUGUGCCAGUAACGGAGGUGUGUCAGAUGGCAGAGGAGACAGUUUGUGGAAUCAAGAUAAGAGUCAUAGACACCCCAGAUUUCUUUAACGAAGACCUUAAAAACCAGAAUGAACAGAUUAAGAUGUGUAAAAAGCUCAUUCUGACAGGGCCUGUUGUGUAUUUGCUGGUCAUGCAGCUCGGCCGAUUCACAGAUGGAGAGAGAGAUAUUCUCCCACACUUGAAAAGAGAGUUUGGUGAGGAUGUACUUGUGAACACUUUGAUUCUUUUCACUUGUAAAGAGAAGCUGAAGGACAUGACUUUAGAUGAUUACAUCAGUAAAACAAACCCAGAGCUUCAAGACCUGAUAAAAGUCUGUAAAUCAAAAUGUCAUGCAUUUAACAACAACGACAAAAGCCAUCAUCAGGUGAAAAAACUUAUGUCCCUAAUUUUGGACAUGCAGAAGGACAUUUCUAUAACAAAAGCUUUCCAUCAUAACAAGAUAAACAACAGAAAAAACUGCAAAAUCUUGUAGACCAUGACAAAGUAUGUUAGAAAAAAAUCUAUUUUAAUUAUAAAAUGUAAUUGUUCCAGAUAGGCUACAAUGGGGCUAAAGGCACACCUUAAGGAAAAAAAAUUUUUUUCUGGUCACAAAAUCGUAUCAAGAUUGAAAAAUAAAAUAUAUUUGUAUUGAAUAGUGAUGGAGCAACAUAAAUAGUUUAGAAAACUAAAUAAUGAAAGGUUGUUAUGAUUCAAAUUAAUUCUUAAAAAGAAUUUGGGGGUAAAAGGAUCCA